CCACAGAACAUUGAGCUGAAGGUGGAGGUGGAGAGCCUGAAGCGGGAGCUGCAGGAGAAGCAACAAGCCCUGGACAACACAUGGGUGGCCGCAGAGAACCAGACGACCCGCAGCCAGGCAGCUCUUCGGCAGCAGUAUGAGGAGCGACAACGGGAGUCAGAGCAUGUCUACGAGCUCCUGGAGAACAAGAUCCAGCUCCUGCAGGAGGAGGCCAGGCUGGCACGGAGUGAGGCCGAGCAGGCCACCGCGCUGGCCAGAGCCGAGGCGGAGCGGUGCCGGGAGCUGGCAGGGAAGCUGAAGGAAGCUGCAAGGACGAAGGACGAGGACAGGAGCGAUGAUGGCUGUGGCGCCGUAGCCCAGAG
Messenger RNA from Tauraco erythrolophus (red-crested turaco), 362 nucleotides. The record is from RefSeq and is a predicted model, not a curated record. Lineage: Eukaryota; Metazoa; Chordata; Aves; Musophagiformes; Musophagidae.